AUGUUGCAGCUGUUCUUCACAGUGGCCUUCUCUGCAGUGCCACUGACUCUGUAUGUUCCACCACUCAGAAGCCUAAACCCCUUUGUAGAGACCAUGGAGGAUCUCUUAUCCGAGUCAAGAUCAUACACCAAUAGGGUCUACCCACGUGUACGCCAUCUUUGGGUUAGGAUCUUGGAUUGUUUACUUUGCAGCACAAGGUGUGAUGAAGAGUUGGUUUUUGGUGUUUGUGGUGGUGUUGUUACUUUGCCAGCCGGAUGA
Prunus armeniaca (apricot) is the source of this 258-nucleotide messenger RNA. The record is from the annotation of a GenBank genome assembly. NCBI's taxonomy places the organism in Eukaryota, Viridiplantae, Streptophyta, Magnoliopsida, Rosales, Rosaceae.